This is a messenger RNA of Liolophura sinensis, 6394 nucleotides long. Its product is annotated as tumor protein D54-like. Gene Ontology annotation, cellular component: cytoplasm. The transcript has 7 exons. The record is from RefSeq and is a predicted model, not a curated record. Bases 1634 to 2539 code for a protein of 301 amino acids. NCBI's taxonomy places the organism in Eukaryota, Metazoa, Mollusca, Polyplacophora, Chitonida, Chitonidae.
UGGCUAUCAUUGUUAUCAUACAUGCACCUUUGAUGUCACAUCUUAGAGUUCAUUAUUUCGUUUAAUCUUCUUGGAAAUGCUGACAUUGCUACCUGUCAUAUCACGUGUUUUAACAACGAACUUACUUGAACUACAUGUUCAGUACAUGAGCCUAUGUCACUGUCUUGGUGACUGUGGUCUCUAUCAACUGACAUUUGAGCACUUUUAUUUAUUGAACUGAGGACACAGUUUAAAGCUUUGCCACUGUUGUCAAGCCCUUGUAGAUUUGGAAUGUGGACUCACUGUAUUUAGCUUGGUAAAUUACAAAGUGUGACAGGUAAAAUUACAGUUCAUGGUACAUUGUGGAUCAACAGUUCUGGCUGUGGUUAGGAUACAGAAGCUGUCGUAUACUGAGUUGACAAUUGUUAACGUGUUUAUAGUUGAUUACGGAGUCUGAUCAGGGUAGAAAGCAUGUCUUAUUACUGAAGAAGCCUGUUCAUACAUUUAACUGUGUGACAGGUAAAAGUGUGUUUACCUGCAGUAUUCAGGUGUGAGCUAUUAAGGCUUGUCACCUUGUUCUCAUGUGACCCUAAGGGAUAAGAAGGUGUGUUUCACCUGAUGACAUGUGACAGUGAGGCUGAAGUGGUAAUUAGAUACUGACAGCUAUAUACAACGUACAUACAGGUAAACUAUUCCCUAGCCACAGCCCACAGGUGUGUUUCACGGAUCUCAGUAAGGAAUAUGAACAGAGAAAAAAGCAUGGAAAAGGAAGCAGACUAAGGGAACUGAAGUCUAGGAGCUUUUUUGAACGCCAGACGUUUGUUUAACCGUGUGCUGUAUUUGUCCCCCGUGUGUGUUAUUUGAACAUUGCGUUGUUGUUGUACAAACAGAUGUCCAUAGAUGUACAUACAAGGAGCAUGGCUGUAUGAGAGGGAAUUAUUUGUGUUGUACUUGUUCAGCCUUUUCCUGUGCCUGCCUCAGGUGAAGUGUCUACUGCGGAUUACAUGUGGGAUCUUUCACACAAAGAUCUUAAUGUGAUCUUUUUUGGUACGGAUCUUGUGUUGAUUCAGAUUACACGGGAGCUUUGGAUGUGACAGACUGUGUUCUGAUGAAAGAAAUUGGACAAGAAGAAGGGAAAGAAUAUCUUUUCAAUUUUACAGAGAACAGAUCCCUGUGCUCACAGCUUGGUACUGUACAUAGCAUAUGAAGGAUUUGGUCUCAGCACAUGAAACGUGUUUUGAUCACAAACUUUGAAUUCACUGGGAUGAAAAUUUUUGUCAGGAAACAACGUCACCAAAAAUCAAACAGAAAAGAAAAAGUUUUAUUGGGACAUGUUAAGAAUUGACAGUAUUGCAGAAGUGGAGUCUUAACAUCUGUGUGGAAUUCUUUUGCAAUAUUUCCUGGUUUUUAUGAUUCACAUUGAUAAACUUUACUUCAGCUUAAGCUCGACCAAAGAUUGGAAGCUUUGAUGGUCAGGAGCACAUGUACAUGGGAGAUAUGAGAACAAUCAGAUCUGACGGGAAGUGUAAGGUUUGGUUCAGUGUGAACCUAUUUUUGUGACAGUGUUAUACUGUGAUCAUUGACUGGGACAUCAGUCCUACAUUAGUACUACAUCACUAGUUUUAAGUAAUAUAAAACAAAAAAUCAUAUCAACAUGCCAAGAGUUAGUGCCCACGUCAAGGAGUCUUCUAAAGAUGGCACUUCUCCCGUCUCCAAUGGAAACCGAUCUCACGCCAAUUCCCUAAACGAGGAUGAUGGUGAAAUUGGGGAGUAUGAGCCCAAAAUCAGUAGUAGUGAGAAUUACCACACGUACCUGCAGCUGGUUCACUCACCGUCGUUGUCAGAUGAAGACGGCAAUUCCCCCACCAAACUCACUCAGGAUACCAUAGAGGAAAUGAUUUGGGAUGAGCAUGGUCAAAUGUAUACAGAAUCCCUCAAUUCGCCCUCGUUUGAGGGUGAUGGUGUGCCGGACAACAUCCAGCGCAUUGACCCAGCAGAGCGGGAACGGAUGAUGCAAGAGUGGAAGGACGAACUUCAUAAGGUGGAGGAGGAGAUUGUGACACUUCGUCAAGUAUUAACAGCCAAAGUGCGAGAGUCUGCAGAGCUGAAGCGGAAGCUGGGCAUCACCCCAUUCCAGGAGUUUAAACACGACAUGCAGAGCGGCAUCAACACAAUAAAGGAGUCCAAUACGUAUCAGAAAACAAAUGAAAAACUUCUGCAGUUAAAUGAAAAGAUCACACAAACAUCUGCAUACCAGAAGACUUCUGCUGUCGUGAAAACUGCAUCAGAGAAAACAAGCUCUGCUCUCAGCACCAUCGGCACGUCUGUGUCCCGCAAACUAGGAGAUAUAAGAAAUUCACAGACGUUCCGUUCCAUGGAGGAGAGGGUAGGCUCCACCUACGCCAAUGUUAAGGCUAAAGUGGCCGGUAGCAAGUCUGAUGAGGGAUUGGAUGCUUCCAGCAGCGAGGGGACGGGACCCCAGGACAGGAGGCCACGCCCGCAUCCUCGUCCGCUAGCACACUGCCCGAGGAGAAAGUACCUUUGUAAAUCACUGAGGUGACAUCGGAACAGUGCCACGGUGGACGGUGUAUCAUGUCAUGAAUACAAGCUCCUUGUUUUUUUUUUUGUUGUUUUUGUCCCCUCCACUGGGAUCGUUAUGUACAUAAAUGUCAGUGUUGGAAAUUCUCGCUCUGCUUUCAUGGCAGUAUGAAGUGCAGUAGGGUUUCCUUGGCGUAGGUGUGUCCUGGCAGAUACGUUUUGUGUGUCCUGGCUUAGUUGCACACACCUGCACUUGACACGCAAAUUUUAAUUGAAAGGGAUGCACAAAAUAAUGUGUAUUGUUGAACUGCAAUUAUUAAUAAUUCAGAUGUGAUUGUGUUGAAUUGUACAUAGCUGUAUAAGGAGUAUUGACUUGUCAUGUUGUAGAAACCAUUCUAUAGUAGUUACAAUUCAUUGUUCAUUCUCAGAUAGGUUGUUGAGAAAGCUGAUAGCAACCUCCUGUCACAGUUGCCUGCCCUUGAUAGCAACUUCCCGUCACAGUUGCCUGCCCUUGAGAUUAGUUACCAUCCCUGUCACUUUUACAGUAGUCGUAUUUAAUGUUGACGUUUCUCAAAGUGGGUUUGAUUUCACAGUAGUGACAAGUGCUUAGGUUUGUGCAAAGAAAAAUUUAAGUUGGGGGGAAAAAGCAGGAAAAGGGAGAGCACUGUGUGUAGAUGUUUGUGUGUGGGUUUUUUGUGUGUGUGUAGAUUGUACUUUUUUGGUUUGUAAAAAUGUUUUACAAAGCCAAACCCAAUUUAGACAUAACAGUUCAUUUAACACAAGUCCAUUCAUGUAGGGUUGCACAUCUACAUACUAUUUAGCCCUGGUUCUAUUAUACAUGUAGUUAUGAUAAUUCAGAUGGAUUAAUAAUAAAAUGACACAUAACACGUAAUGAAGUCUUUGCAUUGUGAGCAGAUGUAGUUUGGGGGUUUGUGAAUUAUAGGGUUGAUGUUUUACUUUGUAUUGUUGUUUUCUUUUUUCUCUGUUUUGCUUUUUGAGAACCCUAAAAUUGAGUAAGAAAACGUGCUUGGUAAAAAAUGCAUCUUUUUUAGCUGACCCUGUGGCUUUGUUUUAAUUUUUUUUUUAAGAGUGUUUUUGUUGAUCUCUUAAGUUUUUGGCUACCUUGGUGCAGGAUAAAUACAUUAUAGUCCUCAAAAUGCUUGUUUGUAUUGAUACUUUUUAAGUGAUUUGGACGGCAGUGGGAAAAUUGUAUUCUAUUUUGUUGCGAUAGUUUUGUGACUACAUCAUGGGGUUUACUCAGAAAAGAAGUUGAAAUGUUCUGGUUACCAUAACCGUCAGUGUAACAUUAUGCCUUCAAUAGUACUCUCCAUGGUACCUGUAGUUACAACAACAACAUGCAUGUAACUGAAUUAAAAGCUUCGUGGAAACAGACUGCUGUUUUAGCAACGUAGAAACUGGCAAUAAAAUAAACAAUUUAAACCUUGAUUCAUGCUUAGUUGGUUAAACAUGUCUAGAAUUAAACAUUUAUGGUAAAUACAUGUACACAUAAUAUUUGAAUGAUCAACAUGGUGAGCCCGACCUUAAACAUUCCCAAUCCAAUACAGGCUUAAAUACUGUAUAAGUUUGUCCAAAAAUGUCCAAAAUUUGAGGCAUUUUCAGGUUUUUAAUUAAUAUACUGCAUGUUGCUCGAAGCUUUCUGUUGUUGGGUUGUUUUUAUUGCCGAACUAUUUGUUAGUUAUUACUAUAGUUUUGUUUUUCUUAUUGUCACUUGUGAUGGUUGUCGUCUUCAUCUAGCGCAUUAAAAAACUUUAGGUGAGGGCAGCGAAGCUUUAGGAUAAAGAUGAGAGAAAGGCUUCUUGAAUUUGAAUUUUGUUUUCUGCAGAAUUUCUUUGACUUCAGCUUGUGACAUGCACUUCAAUUUAACAGAUUCAAAACUUCUAGCGUGAAGUUUGAUUUGCUUGAUUUUUGUCUGAUGUAUAACUGAUGUCUUUCACCGGUACUACAUGUAUACUUUGUAUUGGUCACAUUGUCAGUUUAAAGGAAAAACACACAAAUAUCACACUGGAAACAAAUCGAUAAACUGUUGAUCUUACAACCGGAUAGCACCAUGAAUUAGACACUUACUAACCACAGUGAAAAUUUAACCAGUGUGGUCAUCCCCAUCUAAGGAUUAAAAUUAAGCUAGGCAAACAUCAGUUUGAUAGUUUGUUUAAUGUAGACAUUCCAAACAGUUUUAAGUCUCUUAGGUGUUGUCAUAGUUCACCUAUUUGUAGCAAUGUUGUGCUCACAUUUCAUGUUAAAUUUAUUGCUUGACACGGGCUUGAUCUAUUGUGAAAUUUUGAAGCUGAUGUUAAUGUAAUUUUAUGCAAAUGUCCAACGAUGCACAGAGUGGUUGAAGUUUUUUUGAGAACACAAUAUCACAUAGUAUACUGUGGUAUGUCAUUUCUUCAGUUCUGUGUUAGCUAGCGUAAUUAAAAGUUGUCCCCCGAAAAUUUCAGCUUAAAAUGGAAAUAUGGAUGUGUGACUGAGAAUACACGUACAUGGAAGUGGUGAAAACAGAAAAAGUUUGACUCUUUUUGAGAGGGGAGAAGAUAAAAUUUGGAGGUGUCACAAAUUCAGGCUUUGGUUAAAUGGAAGGUGUACGUACCUAUGAUAUAAUGAUAACACAUAUAGUUAUAAUAAAGCAGACUGUAUAAGCUUGUAGUGAACUGUGUACACGUACCAAAGUUACCAGCCAUUCAAAGGAGCUGUGAAACAGUAAGGGUAUUGUAUAUGGUGCUUAUGACCUGAGAAAACUCAUGAAAAUUACCAUCUGUUUUGACCAGUGAAUGGCUAAAUGUUUAAACUUUCUCCUUCAGUUUAUCAGAAAAUCAGAUCACAUGAAAAUUAAGUGAAAUGCCACAGUAUUACUUGAAAAAAUGUAAGACAUUGUUUAAAACAGUUAUGUCAUAAUAGUUUUACAUGUGACUAUAUUGAAAGGAGAAACUGUGGACUUUGAUGCUGUUCUGUGAUCAUAGCAACAUAUGACGCACCCUUUACAGCUCAUCAUAACAAGUGAUACCAUUUCCAGCUUGUCAGAACGACAAGUGAUACCAUUUCCAGCUUGUCAGAACGACAAGUGAUACCAUUUCCAGCUUAUCAGAACGUCAAGUGAUGCCGGUUUCAGCUUGUCAGGACGACAAGUGAUACCAUUUCCAGCUUGUCAGAACGACAAGUGAUACCGUUUCCAGCUUAUCAGAACGACAAGUGAUGCCGGUUUCAGCUUGUCAGAAUGAAUGACAAGUGAUUUGCCAUUUUUCGCUUGACCCAUCCAUUUUGCAAUAUGCAUGUAAAAAUCUUAGAAUAUGUUCAUGUAGAAACAGAGAUAUUUAAUAGAUUCAGUAUUGCUGUGUGAUACCAUUUUGAACUGGAGUCAAAAUUAACGAUUUUGAUGUGAAGAUGAGCGGAAGUUCUACAUUAUGUCUUACAAAAGCGGCAUCUCUGUUGUUGUUUGUCCUCAUUGUGAAUAGCCCUAUGUAACUGCUGGAAUAAACAAAAUAAAAUAAAAAGAAAAGCCAUAUACAUACAUGUUCCCCAAGCUCAUGUUAUUCUAAUGUGGACUUAAUGAAUAUAUUGAACGUCAUUAAUAUACCAGGCAAAGAAAAUGUACAUCGACGUCAUUUUUAUCAACUUACUCUGUGUUUCAAUUGUAUUCACCAGUGAAAACACAGGCUUGUGGCACAUAUAGUACUAAAUGUGGUACAUUCCCUAGAAUUAGACGAUAUUUCAAUACUGUUCACUUUCGACUUGAUUGUUUUUUCUUGGAAGUAGUACAGUGUCAUAGUGGCAAUAAGUGGAUGUUCCAUAGACCACUUUGGACACUGGUUAUAUAUGUAUGCUCACAAACUGACCCUGAAAUACAGCAUUCGUCUCAAAA